Molecule: messenger RNA, 1606 nt
Organism: Hyla sarda
Lineage: Eukaryota; Metazoa; Chordata; Amphibia; Anura; Hylidae
Gene: BSND
Product: barttin CLCNK type accessory subunit beta
Exons: 4
Coding region: 251-1168 (305 amino acids)
Biological process (GO): chloride transport
Cellular component (GO): basolateral plasma membrane
Molecular function (GO): chloride channel regulator activity
Source: RefSeq, a predicted model, not a curated record
GGUUAUACAGAGGCGUGCAGCAUCACUGGAGUGGAAAUCGCAGGGAACUAUUUGCAUUCAUUUCAGUCCUUUUUUUUUUAAGAACUGGCUUGAUCGACUUUAGUCAGGACCGGUCUAAGUACUGUACAGCAAGGACGUCCUCCGUGAAGCCUGUCCCUUUAAUUCUCUCUAUCAUUCCUGGACGCCUUCACUUUUACUAAUAACCCCGAGGGAAACAUUUUUUUUUUUUUUUUUUUAUCAUCCAGAGACUAUGGCAGAAGAUAAAACCUUCCGCUAUGGGCUCAUUGUCCUGGGAUUCUUCCUCAUCAUGAUUGGGAUGUUCAUUAUGAGUGUGGAUAAACCCCAAAUAUACAUCACCUUCUGUUGUAUAGGGGUGUUGUUGGUGUUCAUAGGGAUCACCUGGAGCAUCUGUCAGUGCUACCCCAAGAUUACAUUUGUCCCAGUGGAUAUGGAAACUGUCCCAUUUUCGGAGAAGUCUUCUGCGUUCACUCAUACUGAACUCCUAGAGAAACAGUGUUCUACCGCACCUUACACGAGCAGUAAAGAUGCGGAGAAAUAUGACGCCAUGCUACCAUCAUAUGAACAAAUACAGAUCAAAGUGGAAGAGCUUGGUGAAGAAACGUUAGUCCAAUCCAUUCCUCCUUUCCUGCCACCGAUGUUGGGGGAUUUGAAGGCUAAGAUUCAAGCCAAGGUAGAGAUACACAAGAAUUUAGUCUGCAAGGAGGAGCAAGGGAUGGCCGAAGCCAACUGCCGGACUGCACCCCUUGCUUCUCUUAAAGAAGAAACCAACCUGGCAUCUGAUGAUGGGAGGAGUAGUACGUCAUCUCUUCAUAGCAGCGAUGACUGGCAUAAUGAUCGGCCACAGAUGGAGACCUCUACAGCCCAGGUACAAGGUCUGAUCUCUGGAGAAGGAGUUGCCCUCAUAGAUGCACCGGUACCUGAAGGAACCAUAGCCAUCGUGUCCUAUGAAGUAAAUCAUACAGAGGUGAAAAGUGAACGUCAUCAACAUCCCCUCCAUAGUGACUAUUACAGCCGUAAAGAUGAGCCAGGGGUUGUCCCUUUUCCACCAGGUCCUACCCAGGACUCUGAGACUGAUGAUCUCUAUUAUGGAAUGAAGGAUGAGAUGGAGAGUUUAAUGCCAGGGGAUGACUCCGACUUUGAGCAUUGACCACCAGGCAACAUCAAUGGAUGCCGAGAAAGUCUGACUUUUUAAAGCCAGGUUUCCAUUACAACAUAUAGCAGUAUUCAUAAGGAGCAGGAGUAUUUAUUGGGUCCAUGUUUAAUUUCUUUACAUAGGAUUGCUGUAGUCAAGAUCAACCAGAGGGGCACAUUAAUGAAGGGGUGGUUGAUUUGGACAAACCUCAUUCUUUAGCAGGUUCCAACAAAGAUCAGCUGAUCACCAAGUAUUCUGCUAUUGGGAUCCCCAGCAGGGCCCUAACUAAAGACUCAUGAACCAUGAUGCAAACAUUCUUAUUGUAAUACCUCCUUUGUGACCCUGCGUUGUCUGUGUGGUGGGGCUUCGAAGAGCAGUAAAGAAUACAGUGGUCCCUCAAGUUACAAUAUUAAUCGCUUCCAGGACGACCAUUGUAUGUUGAAACCAUCAUAU